CCGUCAAAAACCGUUUUUGACGGUCAAAUUCCUAAAGGGGGUUUUUGGCGGUAAUUUACGUCAAAAACCCUCCCGUUUUAGGCUUAGUUCCUAGCCAUAUUAGGAUUAGUUAGUGCAUGGAAUAGGUUUAGUGCGUCAUAUCACCAAUUCCCACCCGCGAUGUCGAAAAGUAAUAGACAUGGAACUGUUACAAUGAGUAAAGGCGGCCACCCUGAAACUCUUGGUGUUCAUGAACACUUUGCAGCGGCCCCAAUUCCUCCAGGAGCGGGUAAAUUCACUCAACUUCGCGUUCGGUGCAAAUAUUGUUCUAAAACGAUGAACUCUGUUCCUUCAGAGCGUUCUCUCAGUGCUGCGAACUACCUUCAUUUCGGGUGUUAAAGAGCUUAAGACGGUCAAAGAUAAUCCGGCAGAACCGAUGGCUGUCAAAAACUGGGAGACAGUUGAUGUUGCUCGGUUGAUGAAGGUAGAAAACACCUUCCAAGACUCCAUUUUUGUGGAUGGCUAGGGUUGGGAAGAGACCGAUUUAGAAAAUAGUGGAGAAGAAAUGGACAUCGGCCAAUGAGAGGUUUUUGUCAUGUAAAAUACCUCGAGGUUUCUGACGUCAAAAACCUUGGUCAGAUAGGUAAAUUACCGUUCGGUAAAUUACCUUGACGGAACCCUAAAAAGCAGUGGACGUGUAUAUGCUAGCGUCCCCUGUUCUAUAGUCUCAAAUUACAAUUCAG
Molecule: messenger RNA, 722 nt
Organism: Fusarium redolens
Lineage: Eukaryota; Fungi; Ascomycota; Sordariomycetes; Hypocreales; Nectriaceae
Exons: 2
Coding region: 160-378 (72 amino acids)
Source: RefSeq, a predicted model, not a curated record